CAUCCGUUAAAAGUUGUUUACUUCUGAUUGCUUGGUCUCUGAAGGAAAUCCAGAGAGUCACACAACAGUGGAAGGGUGAUAAAAUAGUGCCACCAUUCAGUGAGGGACACAGAAGUCACAGAAAUCACUCUACCUCAACUGAGCAGAAUAAAACAGAUAAGGGAACAUCCUGAACAUGACCUCAGAGAUGCACAUGCCAGACCCAGCGUGCCUCAUAGAGAACACUCAAAACAAACUGGUGGUCAAUCCAAAGGCUCUGGAGAUCCUGUCUGCCAUCACACAGCCUGUGGUCGUGGUGGCUAUUGUGGGUCUCUACCGCACAGGCAAAUCCUACCUGAUGAACAAGCUGGCUGGCAAGAAGAGAGGCUUCUCCCUGGGCUCCACAGUGCAAUCUCACACCAAAGGAAUCUGGAUGUGGUGUGUGCCUCAUCCCAAGAAGCCAGACCACACCCUGGUUCUUCUGGACACUGAAGGCUUAGGCGAUGUGGAGAAGGGUGACAACCAGAAUGACUCCUGGAUCUUUGCCCUGGCAAUCCUCCUGAGCAGCACCCUUGUGUACAAUAGCAUGGGCACCAUCAAUCAGCAGGCCAUGGACCAACUGCACUAUGUGACAGAACUGACAGAUCGAAUCAGGGCAAAAUCCUCACCUGAUACCAAUGAGGUUGAGGAUUCAGCUGACUUUGUGAGCUUCUUUCCAGACUUUGUGUGGACCCUGAGGGAUUUCUCCCUGGACUUGGAAGCAGAUGGACAACCCAUCACACCAGAUGAGUACCUGAAGAUUUCGCUUAAGCUUAAGCAAGGUUCCAGUAAAAAAGAUAGAAAUUUUAAUCUGCCCCGACUCUGUAUCCGGAAGUUCUUCCCAAAGAAGAAAUGCUUUAUCUUUGAUCGGCCCACUCACCGGAAGAAACUAGGCCAGCUUGAGACUCUGCAUGAUGAUGAACUGGACUCUGAAUUUGUGCAACAAGCUGCAGUCUUCUGUGACUACAUCUUCAGUAAUGCCAACACUAAAACAAUUUCGGGAGGCAUCCAGGUCAAUGGAACCCGUCUAGCCAAACUGGUGGUGACCUAUGUCGAUGCCAUCAGCAGUGGGGAUCUGCCCUGCAUGGAGAACGCAGUCCUAGCCUUGGCCCAGAUAGAGAACUCAGCUGCAGUGCAAAAGGCCAUUGCCCGCUAUGAACAACUGAUGGGCCAGAAAGUUCAGCUGCCCACAGAAACUCUCCAGGAGCUGCUGGACCUGCACAGGGACUGUGAGAGAGAGGCCAUUGAAGUCUUCAUGAAGAGUUCCUUCAAAGAUGUAGACCAUUUAUUUCAAAAGGAAUUAGCGGCCCAGCUAGAACAAAAGUGGGACAACUUCUGUAAAAAGAAUUUGCAAGCAUCAUCAGACCGCUGCUCAGCUUUACUUCAAGAUAUCUUCACUCCUCUAGAAGAAGACAUAAAGCAGGGGAUAUUUUCUAAACCAGGGGGCUAUCAUCUCUACAUCCAGAAAUUACAAGAGUUGAAGAAAUCGUACUCUCAGCAACCUAGGAAAGGGAUACAGGCUGAAGAGAUUCUUCAGAAAUACUUGGUAUCCAAGGAAUCUGUGACUGAUGCCAUUCUACAGACAGACCAGAUGCUCACAGGAAAGGAAAAAGAAAUUGAAGUGGAACGUGUGAAAGCAGAAUCUGCUCAGGCUUCAGCAAAAAUGUUAGAGGAAAUGCAAACAAAAAAUGAACAGAUGAUGGAACAGAAAGAAAAGAGUUAUCAGGAACAUGUGAGACAAUUGACUGAGAAGAUGGAGAGGGACAGGGCCCAGCUGCUGGAAGAGCAAGAGAGGACUCUUGCCCUUAAACUUCAGGAACAGGCCCAGCUACUAAAGGAAGGAUUCGAACAUGAGAGCAAUCGGCUCACUAAUGAGAUACAACUUCUCCAGAAGAGGAUGGAAAAACCAAAGAAGAGAUGUUUGUUAAGCUAAAGACCUAAAGAAAAAAAUCUAUCCUAGUCACUCUUAAUCAGGCACAGCUCAAGCAUUUUUUAGAACUUGGAAAACAUCACUAUACCUGAUAAUAAUUGGUUUUUGCAUUUUUAUAACACUUAAAUUUAUAAAGACAUUCAGUAUGAUAAUUAAAACCAUGUCUAUCUUCCUAAAAAAAAAAACAAACAUAAAUUGUAUAAUAAGGAUACAUUUACUACUGUACCAACACAGCAGGGAUCACGAGCUAGUACUACUUAAGAGAAGCUAAUUCUUCCAGAUGACUAUUAGUAGAAAAUUGAAUACUGAGCAGAGUUUUAGAGAAAAAUCUUAGGACAUAGUUGUUCAUCUUUUUCUCCAAGUGUACGAGUUCCAAUGUCGGGAACAAGCAUCUUAGAUUUUUAGUGCAGACAAUGAACAUUUUAUUUAUUGUCUCAAUGUUGUAUGAUCUGUGAACUAUAAUGUGAUUUCUGGGCAUUGAGAUGGAGAAUCCUCUCUGAUGGAUUCCCAGAUAUAGCAAAUUACCUUAUACAGAGAUCUAGAAACUUCAGAAUUUCCAUAGGAAGACUGAAGAAACCUUAACAUGAGUAGGAGUUGAAUAAUAAACAAACAAGUUAAAGAAAAUAUUCCCUUCUUGCUCAAUUCAUCCAACUUCUAAUGUUAAAGGGACACUUAGAGGGCUUCCCCGGUGGCGCAGCGGUUGAGCGCUGGGUUGCGAAGCUGCCC
Talpa occidentalis (Iberian mole) is the source of this 2674-nucleotide messenger RNA. Its product is annotated as guanylate-binding protein 1-like. Gene Ontology annotation, molecular function: GTPase activity; GTP binding. The record is from RefSeq and is a predicted model, not a curated record. The transcript is spliced from 11 exons. Lineage: Eukaryota; Metazoa; Chordata; Mammalia; Eulipotyphla; Talpidae. Bases 176 to 1951 code for a protein of 591 amino acids.